This is a messenger RNA of Cololabis saira (Pacific saury), 2192 nucleotides long. Its product is annotated as leucine-rich repeat-containing protein 10B. Gene Ontology annotation, molecular function: protein binding. The coding region runs from base 779 to 1993 and encodes 404 amino acids. Lineage: Eukaryota; Metazoa; Chordata; Actinopteri; Beloniformes; Belonidae. The record is from RefSeq and is a predicted model, not a curated record. The transcript has 2 exons.
GUGCCUCUCUCUCUCUAUCUCUCUCUCUCCCUCUCUCUCUUUCUCUCUCACACACACAGAAACCAUGUGAUGUGCUUUUUCCCUAUUCGGGCCACAGGGGGAGGGAGGCAUCAGUGUAACGUAAACCCUCAGCUGAUGGAGAGACGCAGCAAACCUCUGGGACCUAGUCACUCACUUUGUCUUCAGUCUGUCAGCGCAGCAGUUUUCCAACCAGCAGUUUCUUCUGCAGGACAGGAUUGCAUCUCCAGGGAGCCUCGUCCUCUAACAGGGAUCAGCUUUGUCAAAUAGUGGACGGACUUUAAUGAAGUGUUUAGUCACUGGUCAGGUCACAGAGCUACUCAGAUGGUUGAUCCAGUGACGGAUGCGGGACGGAGACGGUCCAAUGUCCUUAAGUGGCCUUUUUAAACUCUUCCUAACUAACAGAGUGGAUCAUGUGAGCAGGUAACCUGGGAGGGGCCAGUUUUCUCUGUUUUGGACGCCUCAGAGACGUCAAGGACGGGAUGGUAAGGACCAUGACAUUUCAAUCGCAGCUCUUCUUUGCUGAUUCCAACUAACAUCCAUAGUCUUCUGAUGAAGGGACAAAGAAAAACAAUUGACUCACUAUUGUUGAAUGGCUGCAUAACUUUAAACUGCCUUAAACCACAAUGCUGUCUGCAGCUCGUGGGUUCGACUACACAACCGCAGUAGUGUCCAGGCUGAGGGUUAACUUGUCACAGAGCUGCCUCAUCAAAUGACUGUGCCCUGACUCCCGUCAGAGUCGAGGGCUGCUUGGCCCAGCAUGGGAAACUCCUCCAGGAAGGGUGAGGGGGAAGAUGAAGAAGAUGGGGCAAAGGAUGGAGAAGAGGCAGAAAUCCCAGAGAAGAAGAAAGAAGCAGAUGAGGAAGUAGAGGAGGAGCUACCAUUGGGCGUAGAGGAAUUAUUGGAGAGUGGAGAUCCCGUGUUGGACUUGAGCUACCGCAAAUUUAAGCGGUUACCUUCACGUGUUUUUGAAUUGAUGCAUCUGGAGAAGCUUUAUGUUUGUGGGAAUAGCCUCCGCACUCUACCUGACAGCCUCACCCAGCUGCAGGGUCUGCGUAUACUCGCCCUCGACUUCAACAAGAUGGAAGAUGUGCCGCCGGCCGUGUGUCAGCUCACCAACCUCACCCGUCUUUACCUGGGCAGCAACCGGCUCAUGAGCCUCCCACCUGAGGUGAGGAACCUGCAGAGCCUGAGAUGCCUCUGGAUGGAAAGCAACUACUUCCAUAGAUUUCCCAAAGAGCUCUAUGACUUACCCCAGCUCAAGUCCCUGCAGAUAGGGGACAACCGGCUGAAGACGCUACCUACCGACCUCUGCCGCAUGGAAGCUCUCAGAGGAUUGUGGCUUUACGGAAACCGCUUUGAAACCUUCCCCAAAGUCCUGCUACGCAUGGAGGCCUUGGAAAUCUUAGACCUGGACCGCAACAAAAUAUCAGAUUUCCCCAGCCUGAAGCGCCUCAAGGGCCUGCGUCUUUUCUCCUAUGACCAUAACCCAGUCAGUGAACCCCCUACAGUGGGAGAGGAGGUGUUCGUGGUUGGGGAAGGGGCUGCAGAGUUCCUGGAGGCACGUCAGGAUGGGAAAGAGAGACAACGAAUGGCAGCAGAGAAAGAGGCAGAGGAGUUGGCGUUGGCUGGAGAAGAGCCAGUGAUUCAUGGCAUUCUAAAAAACAGCAAUUCCAACUCAAAACAAGCAGCAACUGAAGCUGUGCUGACUAGAGAGGACAUGAAUGUUAGAGAGGGAGUAGCCCUGGUGAAGCAGGAGGACAAGACAGGGGAUGCGGGGGUCCCAGGCCCUGAGUACGAUGGAGCCGAGCUCGAGUAUGAUGAAGAAAUGAUGGAAUAUGAGACAGAGGAGCUGAUGUGGGAACAAGAUGGAUUUAUGUAUGAGGGAGAAGAGCUGGAGUACGAGAGGGCCCAGCUGGACUACGAGUACGAAGACAAGCAGGACAACACGGGGAGACAAGAUGGAGGGGCGUGAAAAGUCCCCCCAACAUCCAGGAGAUCUGCGGGCAGGUGCACGUGGAUGAUGGGAAGUGCAGCAGAUACGUUCCUUUAAAGGAGACUGGUGUGUGGACAAGGGGCCGUAUCUCUGUGAUGGGCAGCCAGUGACAUCACAGAUGUGGGAAGGUUUAAUGUCUGAAGAUGAACCUGUGAAAGGAAAACGGCUCAUGUGAGUC